AUGACCCAACCAAAGAAGCCCACCGGCCAAACCGCUGAUGCCCCGCCGUCACCUUUUGUCCACACUCCGCCCGACAGCCCAGGCCACGAAUGCAAAUCUGCCCCGGAGGGUGACCCAAUGGUUAUGAACAUGUUUCCUUCCUCUGCAACGCUAGACGAUGCGCCAAACUCCGAUGGCAUGGCUCUCUCCAAUGGCUCGGCACCCCCAACGCCGCUAUCCACACCCAUCGGUGAAUUUCCCCAGAAAGGUCAGAUGUUGGGCGAGGGCCCCCAGCAACCUGUUACCCUGGCGGGAUUGAAAGAUCUCCUAAUGGAAGUCGUUCAGGAGCUCAAGGCUGGCCCCGCCGCGGUUCAAUCUGAGGCAACAACUCCUAAACCGGAAAGGAAGCCUACAGUCGCGCCACUUGGCUCCAAGCUCGAGUUCAAGAGGAUUGAACAAGUGUGGGAUAAGGCAACGCGGACGUAUGUUGACAAGGCAACGGUGAAGGAGGAGCUCGAUGAGCUUGACCAAUAUGCCUUCGUUGUUCGAUCCCGAGGCGCUAUAACAGGUGGAAAUUCCAUUAGGAGGUUGGUAUAUGUUGACAUCAAAUCCAAACACCUCCGCAGCGUCUUGCAGGAUACUAUGAAAAAUGUCAAGACCGUCAGCUUGCAGGAGAAAAAGCCAAGCGUCGAACUGGACCUCCUCUACCACUUCCUCCCGGAACUUAAAGCGCAUGAGUCAAAGUUAGCUGGUGCACCCGAGCGACAAGACGAGCUGCGAUAUCUGUCGUUGCUCGUUGAGUUCAUUUCGACAACAUACCAGCCCAUCACCGAACGGCUUGCAACACAGCUCGAAUGCGGCAAGGUCACGUGGGAUAUCCUCUGGACUAUCUUCAAGCCAGGAUCGAUCAUCUACACAAAGUGUUUUGGGACUGAGAAGCAGAGAUGCGUUGUUCUGAAUGCCAUCGAACAGAAGAGGAAGCCGGGUGGCGUGGACUAUUAUAACCUCGACUGCAGCUAUGUUGACUGUGACAGAGAUGUGCUAGGAAAAGCUGGCAUACUCCUCGAGAUCGACAGGUUUCGAGGGCCGCGACGCAUCGACCUGCUUCCGGCAUUUCCGCUCCAGUACCACCCAGAAGAAGAAGCGGUCAGACGGAAUCUCACCGAGUGUGGCCGGAAAUUCUGUGGGUUAGUUGGAACGCACAUCCGCCACUGCCGUGGAACCGCCUUCUUUAUGGAGAGGGGAGUACCCGUUCGGGUGAAAGUUGACGGCCGUGUCGGGAUCGACGCCACAUUCUUUCGCGAAAUGAACCCGAACUACCUCCGCCCGCGGGUUGAGAAGUAUAACUCGAUGGGACUGGACGCAGACGGAAUUUGUUAUGUCGACUUAGACGCACUUCUUGACCAGCAGGCACAGAUAGAAAGAGAGCGGGUGAAGAGCGAUGGCGCAGCUGCGUUUGAUAUGAAUGAUGAUGACUAUCUAACCUGCUGCCCCACGAUUCCUGGUUUUAGCUUCAAGGACAAUGCUUUCUACGAGUUUGCUGUUGAAGACAUCUGCGAUAUCAAAUGGUCGCGCUCUCUCUUCAAGAGCUUGACGAUCCCAGACGAGCAAAGAGCCGUCCUCAUGGCCCUCGCGAGGACCCGUAUGGGUGUGGUCCCCGCCAUCCCUUUCGAUGACUUUGUAGCGGGAAAGGGCCGUGGCCUGAGUGUGCUUCUAUAUGGCCCACCGGGUGUAGGUAAAACCCUGACAGCGGAGGCCACGGCUGAGCAUCUUGAGCGGCCUUUAUACCCCAUUCCUGCCGCGCAACUGGUCACCCGGCCUGAUUUUCUGGAGGACAACCUCAAACAUACGUUCAAGAUCGCAGAGCAUUUCGACGCUCUUCUCCUCCUGGAUGAAGCUGAUGUGUUUCUCGAGCGACGAUCAUCAUUCAACUCAUCCAAGGACGGCGUUAUCAAAAACUUGAUGUCCGUGGCACACGCCCUUGCUACCGUUGACGGCGCUCGCGUUGAUCAACCCGAUGAAAUCAUAUGGGAUAAGGUCUACGAGGCCGUCACUGAAUCAACUCCUCCCCCCCGUCCGUUGCACUCUUUCCAGACGCCCUUGACCCGAAAUACAGGUAGCUCCGUCAACUCGAGCGAGCUCCGAACCGACAUGGACCCCGUGCUAAGGGAGGAGCUGGGCCCCCUAUACAUUGACAUACCGAAUUUCCACGAGACCUCCUUUGAAGAUAUCCCAAGGCUGCAGACGAACGCACAGGCGAGCGGAUGGCCCGAGGGUGUAAAGGAGGCGCCUGUGCUGGCCUGGCUGUCGGAAACUAUCGACAAGAUCAGACAAUUCUUUGAGGAACACGCGCCUGACGAGACGGUUCGAAGAAGGCCCCUGGCGCAGCCUCAUAAGCCGCUAAAGGGUUCUACGGCUAAGCGGACGCUAGAUAUCGGCUUUAUGGACGGGACAGAUCCCCUCGAGGACGGAAAGUACGCCUGGUCGCAGAUACUCGUUCCCGGAGAGCUGAAAAACAAGCCAGGCUACGAAACCCAGUCCAGGCUCGACACGGGGAGAUACGCGAGGGAGGUGCUGGCUGCGCAGGACUCCCGCCUCUUCGUGCCAGGCUUCACGCUUUGCGGGUCGCUCAUGAGGCUAUGGCACUUCGACCGUCUGGGAGGAAUCGCGUCAGAGCAGUUCGACAUCCACGAGGAGGGCCUUCGAUUCGUCUCGGUCAUGCUCGGGUAUAUGCUGAUGACUGAGGGGCGGCUCGGAUUCGAUCCGACGAUUAUCACCAACGCCGAUGGCUCGAGGUACUUUAAAAUCGAACGGAACGGUAAGGAAGAGCGUCUUAUUAUCGAUGGGGUGAUAAACCGCGCACACUGCGUGGCCGGGCGAGCCACGACGUGCUGGAAGGUACAUCGCGACGGAGACGAAUCCCGAACGCCCCUGGUGAUCAAGGGCUCAUGGCAGUACCCUGAGCGCGACGAGGAAGGGGAGCUGCUGCGUGAGGCCACGGAGAAGGGGGUGGUCAACGUCGCGAGAUAUUUCUAUCAUGCGACGGUCCAGGUGGAGGGUCGAGACUGCGAUAUCCAUGACGUGGUGAGGAGGAGGUGGGACAUCACGACGGCAAGCAACUACAAACCGGCCGGCUCCAGGCCUCCGCUGAGCAGGAGCGCAUCCCAUAAGGGGAAGAGCAGCCGGACAGCCAGCCGCAAACGAUCGUCCACCUGCGUCGAGCCGUCGCUGCCUCCCGGCAAACGUUCGCAGUCCCAACAUCCGUCGCACCCCAACCGUGUCUACCGUCUUGUCGGAGUCGAAGAUUACGGACAGCCGAUCUACACGGCGAGCUCGAGGGUUGCCUUACUGGCGGCGCUGGAAGAGUGCAUCGAAGGAUACGAGUCCCUUCAUCAGAAGGCUGGCAUGCUCCAGAGAGACAUUUCCCCCAACAACCUCAUGAUCAACGAGGACAAGGAGAGUGCGUCCUGGAAGGCGUUCAUCAUCGAUCUGGACCUUGCCAUCAAAGAAGACCGGGAAGGUGCUUCGGGGGCGCGGGGCAAGACCGGCACGCGGGCGUUUAUGGCGAUCGGAGUUCUUCUGAACGAACAGCAUUCCUUUAUGCACGAUCUCGAAUCAUUCUUUUGGGUCUUGUUCUGGAUAUGUAUUCAUUAUGAGGGCCCCGAUAAAGGAAAGGUUGUUGAGGGAUUUGAAGACUGGAACUAUAUGAGCACUGAAAAACUUGCUGGCGUAAAGAAAGGAGCUAUUGAUGAUGAGGGAGAUUUUCUCAAGUCCACGGCGGAACACUUUACGGAAUACUAUCAGCCACUCGUACCUUGGGUCAAUAGGCUACGGCGAGUCGUAUUUCCCAACGGCAGAAGGUGGAAAACACCUGAUACAAGUUUGUAUUCUGCCAUGAGAGAAAUUCUUCGAAACGCCCAGGAGGACCCUAAUGUUAUUGGGUUAAAUUAA
Molecule: messenger RNA, 3930 nt
Organism: Arthroderma uncinatum
Lineage: Eukaryota; Fungi; Ascomycota; Eurotiomycetes; Onygenales; Arthrodermataceae
Exons: 10
Coding region: 1-3930 (1309 amino acids)
Molecular function (GO): ATP hydrolysis activity; ATP binding
Source: RefSeq, a predicted model, not a curated record